This is a messenger RNA of Homalodisca vitripennis (glassy-winged sharpshooter), 774 nucleotides long. RefSeq lists its product as uncharacterized. Gene Ontology annotation, biological process: sensory perception of taste. The record is from RefSeq and is a predicted model, not a curated record. Gene Ontology annotation, cellular component: membrane. NCBI's taxonomy places the organism in Eukaryota, Metazoa, Arthropoda, Insecta, Hemiptera, Cicadellidae. The coding region runs from base 142 to 774 and encodes 210 amino acids. The transcript is spliced from 3 exons.
UUUAUCUCUGUAGGUCUUGCUCUAGUCUGUGUUUCUUUAUUCAAAAGAAGACAGUCUACUGUGAAAUGUAUAUACUCUGCAGCCCAAAUAUACUGCCUAGCACCCCCAUCUCUAAAACCUUGCUGGUUCAUUUUCUUCUCAAUGACUCUCUACUUGUUGGGAACUGCUAUUGUCAACUCAGAAUUUAUUUCCAACUUCCAUUUCUCUCUAGUCAAACGUCUCAUUAUUCAACUCCUAAUGGUGCCCUCAGUUUCUGCCUGCUUCUUAUUCUGCUCCUUGUGCCUUAUCGGUGAAAGGGCUUACAGAAGUAUAAAUCUACAACUGCAACAGUUAGCUGAAUCCCAGCCGUCUGCUACCAGCACCACCCAACUCGACAUCUUGAUGUAUCAUCACGAAAAGUUGACCGAUUUUAUGGAAGAGAUCAAUGACUGCUUCAGCUUCGACCUGGUUAUUUUUUUGACUGAUUUCAUUUUAAAUUUAAUUCUAAAUUCUUACAGAUUAUCUUGGAAUAAAUUUCAGCAAUUAAGUUCGAUAAUGUCAUUUUUGAUACAACUCUUCCUGUUGGCAACACUUCAGCAUAAAUUUUUCCUGAUUUGUAGUUGCAGCCAACAAGUCAGCAAACAGGUUAAGUUAAUGCGUAUCAAUCUGCUCAGUAUACAAGUUCAGCAGCUCAACAACAGAGAUCCAAUCUUUGAAUCUAUGCUGAUUGGAACAGCAGUGAUGUAUGCCUCCGCUGCCCUCCAGUACUACUGGCAAGAUAGUUACACAAACUAA